AUGGAUAUGGCGGAUCACAUGGCCACGAACGGCAGCGGCGAGCCAACUUUGCAUUUGUCCAGCAGUCUCAAUAACCAUGUGAGGACCAAGAGGUAUCCUAAUGAUGGGAGGAGUCACAGUGCCAGCCAAAGUACAAGUUCGUUGGAUAAGUUGAUCAACUCGGGGUCUUAUGUCGACCACAGAAACCAGUCUGAUCCUUUUCGACUGGUCAACUUGGGCAAAAGAAGAAGUGGCAGUGGAGGCAAGGCUUUUAAGAGAUCAACUCUAAGUGAGGUGGCCAACAACAAUGAUAAUGACAACAACAGCAACAACCCUGCCAGGAGCAAUGAAUCUCCAAAAGGUUCGGUGGAGUCUCCUAGACCUUCCAACUUGCCCUUGACGAACAGAAACUUGCAGCAUUUAUUGAGAAAUUCGGUCUCGACACAGGGAGGCGACGACAAUACAUUUACAGAAGCCGUGGCUCUCGAUAUGGAAAAAUUUGCCAGGGAGCAGAGCCAGCUCGCAAGGUCGUCGUCGUGGCAUCGUCAUCCGUACAAAGAUGACGAGAUUGACGACGAGCAAGAAGAGCGCUAUCUUGACAAUGGCGAAAACUAUUCCGUCAACUCACUUGAGUUUGGUGGCUCGAACCCUUCUUCUGACCAUUCUAGCGAUUCAACGUCGCUCGAUGACGUUUGCUAUUAUGACUACGAAGGCGAAGAUGAAAAAAGAUACGAGUGGCCCAAUUUGGAGAUUCUCGAGGAGUUUGUCAAGGAGGAACUUGAAGAAGCCGAGAAGGAAAGGGAAAAGCAUUUGCUGCAGCACCAGCAACAGCACCAGCAACAGCAACAGCAACACCCUCAGCCUGAGCAUAGUGUGAAUUUUGGCCAAGACGUGGUGCAUGAAAAAGAUUUGAGUUCCAAGCGGCGGUAUGCACCACCGCUACCACCACUGCAAAUGAAAGAAAGCCAGACACAAGACAGCAAGAUGGUGGAUGAAACCACGCCUCUUGUUGUUGAUAACGUGCAAACAAACGAGUUGGAAUCGCUUGCGUCCUUGACUGACUCAAUCAGAAUUCGACCACCUGCUACCCAGCCCUGGGAAAAGUCAAAGGAUCAAAUUCCCACCAUUUUGAAACGCAAGGACUCUCAAUCAAACCACAAGAAAAGUGGCUACAAGGACGGCGAAGUUUGCCGGUACACGUAUUUCAGAGAAGACUUGCCAAAGACCAUUUAUUCACCCACUAUUGGUGGACUUUUGAGCGAUGAUCCCAACUUGAGCAUUUACGACAAGUUGAUCGAGCUCUUUAGACCAAAUUACAAACCUUCGGGGUCAAAUUCUAGCAUUGGCCACCUGUAUCACCAUCAACAUCACCAGCAGCAGCAGCAGCAGCAGCAGCACAACCAUAAGCAUCAAGACUCCUUGGCAUCCACCGUGUUGCAGACACUGAAGGUCCCCAGAUCGGGUAACGAGACCCCUUUGCCUCCGUCAAUCAAUGGAGGAGAACCAUCUUUUGAUCCCUUUUGGCUUGACGUUCUCGACCCCACCGAAGAGGAAAUGAAGGUGAUCUCGCGGACUUUUGGUAUCCACCCACUAACCACCGAGGAUAUCUUUUUGGGCGAAGCAAGGGAAAAAGUCGAACUUUUCAAGUCCUACUACUUCAUUUGCUUUACAUCGUUUGACGUUGUUUAUGAGCGGAGAAAGCAAAGAGCCAAGGAACAGGAGAAAAAAUACAACAAAUUGCAGGAGAUGUACGACAAUCUUUCCGACCUCGGCAGUUUAUACGGCCAGCACCCUGGGUUGAGAAGCAGAUUAAACUGGAUAUUUGGCUUUUUCAAGAAGAAGCGGAAAGCGCCCUCCAUUUCCUUGGAAAAGCCCUUGACGUCCACGGUGAGGUCAAGAAACAAAAAAGUUCGAGAGGGUGAAUUGCAACCGCUCAACAUGUACAUGAUUGUUUUCAAAAAUGCCGUCAUCAGUUUCCAUUUCUCACCCACGCCGCAUCCAAUCAAUGUCAGAAGAAGGGCAAGAAUGUUGAAGGAUUACCUCACCGUUUCCUCCGACUGGAUCUGCUACGCGUUGAUUGAUGACAUCACUGACGCCUUUGCGCCGAUGAUUGAGACAAUUGAAACGGAAGUGAACUCGAUCGAGGAUGCCAUUUUGAGAAUGCAUUCAGGCGAGCACGAGGACUCGGACUCGGACGAUUCGGACGACGAAAAUGCCAGUCACUACUAUAAGCAAAGCAAAAACCGCCGCCGCCAAACGCACCGCACGGCACUUCAUGAUCCUAGCCGCGACAAUGCGUUUGUGUGGAGGCAGCGGUCCAAAUCGUUUGUUGAGCCGAGCCACAAUGGCUUUUUCCGCAUGGCGACAAACCAAACGAUGACCAAGUCGAAAGCCAGCUCGUCGAGCUCGUCGACAUCUGACACGGCAUCGUCUCGCAUCCUCGGGUGGAAACGUAAAGGAGACAUGUUGAGACGAAUCGGCGAGUGCAGAAAGCGAGUCAUGUCGGUGUUGCGCCUUCUCAGCUCCAAAGCCGAUGUCAUCAAGGGGCUAAGCAAACGGUUCAACGACAAUGACAGCGGCAGUUCGCAGCUGGAAAUCGCCAUGUACUUGGGCGACAUCCAAGACCAUAUUGUCACCAUGAUCCAGGCAUUGAACCACUAUGAGAAGCUCUUGGCACGUUUUCACUCCAACUACUUGGCGCAGAUCAACAUCGACAUGACCAAAGUUAACAAUGACACCAACGACGUCUUGGGCAAGAUCACCAUCUUGGGUACCAUUGUGCUUCCCAUCAACGUUGUCACCGGCUUGUGGGGUAUGAAUUGCUUGGUGCCGGGUCAAGACUACGAUGGGUUGCUCUGGUUCUGGUGCAUAGUUGGAGCUAUGGCCCUUUUCAGUAUCAUAGCUUACAAUUACGCCCGAAGGGUUACUGGACUUUAA
Lodderomyces beijingensis is the source of this 2916-nucleotide messenger RNA. The record is from the annotation of a GenBank genome assembly. Lineage: Eukaryota; Fungi; Ascomycota; Pichiomycetes; Serinales; Debaryomycetaceae.